CGGGUGUGUCCCACCACCGAAAAGGCACGUCUGGACAGGAAGCCCAGCACUCUGUGUUCGAACUCUGCAACUUCAAGCCUCCCUGAGAUGGAACAGUAGAUAGCCAGGUGAGCCCUCAGCUCGCACUGAAGGAGAACCUGGGGAAGUCCCCACCCUGGCACCUGCAGGGAAGUGACACCUGCCCUGGAGACAGAAGGGACAGCACAGUUGAAAUGGAGUGUCAGCUAUCCUGUCGUCAGUGUGUCCCCAUAGGUACGCACAGGUCGGGUGAGACGGAAGGUAGGACUGACCGAGGGGAGGGGAGCACGCCAAGGGGGGACACGCCUUGGCAGUCAGAGACGCGAGCGGUGAGGGUUCCCAGGUUGGCGAGGGGGUGUGUUCCGGGAACAGGACUCGAGACUCUCACCGGCUCAUGCUAGAGAACAGGAGCAAGAGAAAGAGCCCCUGAGGGGGCUGAUCCUUCCUGCCAGGCUGCUCGUCCUCCGUAUAUUCUAACUCUUCCUUCCCCACAUUUUUUAUCCGUGCAUGGAGGUGCACGUUGAUGGGUCUGCCGUUACGUGUUCAGACGUGCACACAGCUUGGCAGCGUCACGGGCCAGCGUCACUCCCUGCUCAUUUCAUAGACAGUCUGUGCCUGAAGGUGUACAUCUUGUGAACCUGAAACCAGUGUGCAUUUGCCUUAGAAAGCGAGGCAACAGCACAGGCCUAACGCGGAGCCUGCCUCCAACCUGGCGUCCAGACUCCGCCCUUGAACUGCUCUUGGGGAGACGUAUUUCACAGAUGCUGUCUCCAUGCACGCAGAGCCUUCGUGGUCCAAGAACCCUCCUCGUGCUUCAUCUGGAUGCCUUCUGGGUGGCUUUUGUCUCUUCACCCCCUCCUCUGCCUUGCUGAGCCCGCUCUGCUCGGGGUGGAGCAGUAUGGCAGCCUUCCUUGUGAACAAGAGGAUGAAUGAUCUGGAAACACCUGAUGACAGAGGAGGGAAGCUGGAGAGGAAGGCUGCUGCUGAUAAACGAGCAAGGUCUCUCGUGUGUACAGUAACCCUUUCCUGACACCCACCUGGCCGGUGCGGAUGCAGGACCCCCAGAUCCACACCCCCAGCUGACCUCUGGGUUUUAACUACAAAUGGGAGUCAAAAGGAGGAUCCGGUCUGUGCCUACAAUGGAACUGAAAGCAAGGUCCUCGAGGCCAGGGCCCGCCCUUGGGGCAGCAGCGAUGUGAUGUAAAGUGCCCAUGUGGGUACACUGGGCGUCAGACACACCUGACAGCCCAGUCCCUCAGAGAAAGCCAAAUUGGCCAGCGCUGCGGCCUCAGGUCUGUCCCGGGUGUGAACUGAAGCAUCACCGCGUCGCCAUGCUGCUGACACAUCCCCCUCCACCUUAACAAAUCCCGGGCCAGCAUUGAAGACCCAGCGUUCAAAAGUCCAGUGAGAGCUGGGCACGCCCUCCUCGCAGGAGAGGGCGAGGGAAGGGCAAGAGGGGAGCCGGAGCGGUGCGCACAAGGGGAAAACUGGACACAGUCCUGCUGCCAGAAGAGCAGCGUGUGAAGCUAGACCCCUGAACAACGCCUGGCCGCGACCAGGCGUGUGCGGCCGCUGAGCCUGUGGCGGCGGCAGGACACAGCACGCCAUGGAGAACUCCGUGGCCCCCUGCGUCCUCUACCCAGGGGACCGCAGCGUUAGCGGGACCGAGCCCAGGGCUCAGGGAGAGGGCAGCCUGACGCCGCCGGCCGCGGGGGAGGGCGCUGAGUCCCCGGCACAGACACCCUGCAGUCUCCGCGCGUCCCUGUGCUUCAGCUCGGGGGACGACUCUCCGCCGCAGUCCCUCGCCGCCGCCGCCGCCGCCGCGGAGGGCGCGGCGGCCUCCCCGCCCUCGCGCCGCAGCGGCCAGCGUGUGGUGGAGACGCAGUGGGAGGUCAGCAGCGCGAGCGCCGCGUCGCCGGACGAACUCCUGUCCCCGGAAGAGCCCGUGUCCCCGGAAGAGCCCGCGUCCUCCGAAGAGCGCGCGCGCCCGGAGGAGUCCGCGUCCCUCCAGGAGCGCGCGCGCCCUGGGGAGUCUGUGUCCCUGACGGAGUCCCUGGAAGAGCUCGGGGAGCCGGUGCCUGUGCCCCCUGGGGUCGGGACCGCGCACGGGGAGCCCGACCUGGUCAUCGAGGUGUCCGGCAGGCGGCUGCGGGCGCACAAGGCGGUGCUGGCGGCGCGCAGCGACUACUUCCGUGCGCGUGCCUCGCGGGACGUGCUGCGGGUGCAGGGCGUGAGCUUCUCGGCGCUGCGGCUGCUGCUGGCCGACGCGUACAGCGGGCGCAUGGCGGGCGUGCGGCCCGACAACGUGGCCGAAGUGGUGGCUGGCGCGCGCCGCCUGCAGCUGCCUGGCGCCGCGCAGCGCGCCACCGACGCCGUGGGGUCGCAGCUGAACUUGGCCAACUGCUACGAAGUCCUGAGCGCGGCCAAGCGGCAGCGGCUGUCGGAGCUGCGCGACGCCGUCUACCGCUUCAUGAGCGACCACUACCUGGAGGUGCUGCGCGAGCCCGCGGUGUUUGGGCGCCUAUCUGGCGCCGAGCGCGACUUGCUGCUGCGCCGCCGACUGCGCUCAGGCCGCGCCCGCCUGCUGGCCGCAGCUCUGGGGCCGGCCGGGGAGCGCGCGGGCAGCCGCCCGCAGAGCCCGUCGGGGGACGCGGACGCGCGCGGCGACGCGGUCGUCUACUGCUACCACGAGGCUGCGGGCGAGUGGCGCGAGCUGACGCGGCUGCCCGAGGGCGCGCCGGCGCGCGGCUGCGGCCUGUGCGUGCUCUACAACUACCUCUUCGUGGCUGGCGGCGUGGCGCCCGCGGGCCCUGACGGCCGCGCGCGUCCGUCCGACCAGGUCUUCUGCUACAACCCGGCCACCAACUGCUGGAGCGCCGUUCGGCCGCUGCGUCAGGCGCGCUCGCAGCUGCAGCUACUGGCGCUGGACGGCCACCUGUACGCCGUGGGCGGCGAGUGCCUGCUCAGCGUGGAGCGCUAUGACCCGCGCGCCGACCGCUGGGCCGCGGUGGCCCCGCUGCCCCGGGGUGCCUUCGCCGUGGCCCACGAGGCCACCACCUGCAACGGCGAGAUCUACGUGUCGGGGGGCUCGCUCUUCUACCGCCUGCUCAAGUACGACCCGCGACGCGACGAGUGGCAGGAAUGCCCGUGCAGCAGCAGCCGUGAGCGCUCGGCGGACAUGGUGGCUCUGAACGGUUUCAUCUACCGCUUCGACCUAUGCGGGGGCCGCGGCGACGCACAGGCGGCGGCCGGCCCGGGUGGCGGGGUCCGCGUCUUCCGCUACCACUGCCUAGCCAAACAGUGGAGCCAGUGCGCGGCGCACCUGCGGCCUCCGGGCGCCCCAGCCGGCCUGCAGCCCUUCCGCUGCGCCGCCCUGGAUGGCACAAUCUACUGCGUGAGCCGAGCGGGCACCUGGCGUUUCGUGCCCUCUCAGGACGGUGAGCCCGGUGGCGACGCGGGCGCUGGUGGCAGCUUCGAGCCAGAGCCGCUCGGAGCCCCCCUGGACAUCCGGGGCACACUCUUUCCGUUUGUGCUCAACCUGCCUGAGAAGUCGGACCGCGGGGAGCAGGGCGCGGCCUAGGGCAGGCCCAGGUCACCUGGGCAUCUCCCUUGGGCAGCUGUGGGACCAAAGGGGCGGCCCAGUGGGCUGCUGUCCCCGGCGGGAAGGGGGCACAGGAGAGGAGGGAGAGAGCAGUAGGGUGGGCUGCUGCACGCUGCAUCAUGUAUGCGCCUUAGAGUGGAAGCUUCGUGGGCCCUGGUGCGCUUUUGCAACACCUUUCUCUGCGCCACUUCUGUUCUGGAUUGCUUUUUGCUUUAUUUUGCUUAGUGGGUGGAUGGCAUAAGAUGUAGGAUGUGUGCAAAUUGCCUUACAGAUGAGACACAGGAUACUUAGGGGAGAAGUGGGGUCAACAGAUGGAUCAUCAGGUGCAGUGUCCGCCCUGGGGGUGCAGGAGGGUGAACAGGCAGGUACAGCGCUUCCAGCUCCUGAGCAGAGAGGAGGCAAUUGGAGGUGCAUGAGCAGAGUUCCUUCCUCGCCAGUGAUUAGAAGGCCAGGCCCCAGAGUGUGUCCUAAGUAGGCCAGGCCCAGCUCUGAGUGCAGCUGCAGAGGGAAGUCACCCUUUUGUUUUGGUUUUGGCCUGAGGUUUAAAACUAUAGCUGAUAAGUAGAGCUUGUUGUGAUCUAGUUAAAAAGUCCAUGCCACCAUGUGCUUGAGCUUUGGUGGGCUCAGCUCCAGAAAGAGUGACUUCACCUUUGAUGACCAACUUGAUUUCUAGGCCCUGGAGCACUGGAAGUGUCCCUCUGCCAAGCCAUGGACACAGCUAGGUCCUGCACACCAGAGCAGGGCCAGCUCACUGGACGGGCCCGAAGUCCUUGGUGGCAUGGUGACAAUUCAUUGUGGCUCAACUUUUUGGCCUUUGCUGAUGAAAUGUCACCUGGUGGCACAUGGAGUCAGGAAAGUCCACUGACAAGGGUGCUUGUCUGCUAAAGGACCUGUGACUGCCCUCUCUGCUCAUUCACCACCAUGUUCUAGAAGGAGCUCAGAGGGGACAUUUCUACAAAGGAGGAUUAGAGUCAUUUUUGACAGUUCUAAAAACAAGUGCUACAGGCACAUUUUAAACCCACUACUUACGUUUUAAAUGUGUAUCCUGUAAUUCUGAUGAGGGAGAUUAAUUUUUACAAACAUUAUUCUAAGAAAGCAUGGCAAAGUGACAUGUUAUAAGGAAUAAUAACAAAGGAAAAUACCCUGUAUUUUUAAUGUAGUUUAGCAAGUAAGUGACAUUUAUCUUGUUGAGAAUUCCAAAAUACUGGAAUAGGAUGGACGUGAGACUCACUACUUUGAGAAAGUGCAAAGAUCAAAACCAAAUGAGUUGAUUUUCCCCUCAUUCCUUAGGUCAAUUUAUGUUUCAGAUAUGCACAGACAGGACUUGCUGUCCAUUAGUAGGACAGAACAUGAACAGGCACACUGGUCUGGAUUGCAGAUCCAGUUCAUUUCACUGUGCUGGGACAAGUGCACGUGGGAAGUUUCUGGAACUACCCAGAUGAAACCAUGCAUACCUCGACAUGAUUUGUAUAUUGACCAGUGGUGGAUAGGGGGACGUAGGCGGUGCUUUUUAGAGUCUGUGGUUGUGAAAGUCGUGGUGAAGCGUGUUUAGAAAUGGUCAUUGUGAAUCUCAUCCGUGACCCAGGGGAGCGGGAUUCACAGUUGCAGUUGGGGUACGUUCAGGUGGCAUGCAUGCUUGCUUCUGAUUGUGCAUGAACCAAGAAGAUAUCUUGGCAACUUGGCCAACCAUUUUGGGAAAGAAAAACAGACUUCCUGUUCCUGAUUUUAUUGGCCUUUUAUAGGAGUAUACUGGAGAAAUGGUAGUAGAAUAAAUACUUAACUGCAAAAAG
Molecule: messenger RNA, 5409 nt
Organism: Sciurus carolinensis (gray squirrel)
Lineage: Eukaryota; Metazoa; Chordata; Mammalia; Rodentia; Sciuridae
Gene: Kbtbd11
Product: kelch repeat and BTB domain containing 11
Exons: 3
Coding region: 1625-3598 (657 amino acids)
Molecular function (GO): protein binding
Source: RefSeq, a predicted model, not a curated record